This is a messenger RNA of Neocloeon triangulifer, 2834 nucleotides long. It is a transcript of the gene Hil, whose product is annotated as hillarin. Lineage: Eukaryota; Metazoa; Arthropoda; Insecta; Ephemeroptera; Baetidae. The record is from RefSeq and is a predicted model, not a curated record. The transcript has 6 exons. Bases 104 to 2548 code for a protein of 814 amino acids.
UCCCUGGCGCGUCAGGUGGGGGAGUGACGUCAGCACCUGGCCGAGCCCUGCUCGCUCUUCGUAGUCUUCGUCGAGCUGCGAGCGAACAUGGCCGCCACGUAAAAUGUAUCGCAUGAAUUUUUACGAAUCGACGUGUCUGCGAUGCCAGCAGACCGUCUACCAGGUGGACCGGGUGGGCCCUCUGAAGGACUUCAGCUUCUUCCACAGCGGGUGCUUCAAGUGCGCGGCGUGCGGCACCAAGUUGACCCUAAAGACCUACUUGAACAGUCAACACAGCCAGGAUGACAAAGAGGUCUACUGCAGCAGUCACGUCCCAAAGAGCGGCCCCGGACACCUGGAUGGCCAGGCCGUCGGCAUCCGCUCGGCCCUCAACGUUCCGCGAUCGUCGCCCGUUGUCAACGAGCAGAUCCGCGGCUCAGGGCGCGCGGGCACCUUCGACGCAGAGGCUCUCAACAUCCGGUCGCACCUGAGCAAUGGGCAUUCAUAUCACCAGAGCGGCGCCCUGGACGCGUCAACAGCCUCGGCGUCGUUGGCGGCCGCGGCCGCCGUGCACCACCACGAGUACGGCCGCUUCGACGCGAGCGCCCUGCACAUCGCGCACGCCCUCAGGGCCACCGAAAUCCAGAAGGCGUACAACAAGGCCCGCGAAAAGCCCAUCGACUACUACCUGGACAAAGACGAGCAGACGCGGCUCGAGAUGAAACACCGUAAGGAGGAAGAUGACCUGUACAGAAAAUUCGCGCGCCAACGAGAAGAGGAGGACAAACGGAUGAAGGACGAAAUCAGGGCAAAAUGGGAGAAGGAGCUAGAAGUUCUGACAACGCGCUUUGAGCGCGAAAUCCGAGGCAGACGGCGCGCCGACGAGCACCGAGUGCUGACGCUGAAAAUGCAGCAGGAACGCGACGACCUGGAGAAGAACAUGACACUGCGGCGCGACAAGCGCAAGGAGAGUCUGACGCGGAAGUUGCUGGAGCACGAGCGGGCCGCGACGGCCGCCCUCGUCGAGAAGCAGAGUCGAGAGAUGUUGGAGCUGAUCAACGAGAAGCGCUCCGAGUACAUGAUGGCCGAGUCGCUGUACCUGGACGAGGGCGACGGCCUCACCGAGGGCACGCCACCCCUGCCCUACCCCAGCAUCCCCCCGGCGGCGUGUCCGCCCGCCGUCCCCAAGUUCCAGCUCUACCAGGACCCCAUCGAGUUCUCCGACAUUGACCAGAUCGCGAUCUCGGUGGCCCAGGAGGACCAGAAGACCUUCACCGACUUGGUGCGCCAACUCGUUGGCCGCUGCGGCUCCGACGUUGAGAAGGCGAGGACCAUUUUCAGGUGGAUUACGGUGAAAAACCUGAAUACGAUGACCUUCGACGACAACAUGCGGGGCGACACGCCGAUGGGUCUGCUGCGGGGCAUCAAGCACGGCACCGAGAGUUACCACGUGUUGUUCAAGCGGCUGUGCUCGUACGCGGGUCUGCACUGCGUCGUGAUCAAGGGCUACUCCAAGUCGGCCGGCUACCAGCCGGGGGUGCGUUUCGAGGACAACCGGUUCCGCAACUCGUGGAACGCCGUGUACGUGGCGGGCGCGUGGCGCUUCGUGCAGUGCAACUGGGGCGCCAGGCACCUGGUAAACGCCAAGGAGGCGCCGGCGCGCGGCAAGUCAGACGCGCUGCGCUACGAGUAUGACGACCACUACUUCCUCACCGACCCUCGCGAGUUCAUCUACGAGUUCUUCCCGCUGCAGCAGGAAUGGCAGCUGCUCAAGAACCCCAUCAGCCUCACCGACUUCGAGGAGCUGCCGUUCGUGCGCUCGCUCUUCUUCCGUUACGGCCUCUACUUCCCGGACAGGAAUACCAAGGCGGUCAUGGUCACCGACUCGACCGGCGCCGCCACCGUACGCAUCGCCAUGCCCGCGCACAUGCAGCAGAGCCUCAUAUUUCAUUACAACCUCAAGUUCUUCGACAGCGACGGCGACACUUACGACGCAGUCAGUCUCAAGAGAUUUGUCAUGCAAUCUGUUGUUGGAAACAUCGUGGCAUUCAGGGUACACGCGCCAAGGUCAGGCACCUUGUUGCUGGACAUUUUUGCAAACGCUGUGACGCCGCGAGAGUACCUGACUGGCGAACCCAUGAAAUUCAAGAGCGUUUGCAAGUUCAGGAUCGCCUGCGAGGAGCUGCAGACUGUGAUGGUUCCUUUACCCGACUGUGCUAGUGGAGAAUGGGGCCCAACAAAGGCGACGCGCUUGUUUGGCCUGAUACCGGUGACGCACCAGGACGCUCUAGUGUUCGCCGGCCGGGAGUUAGAGCUGCAGUUCCGCAUGUCCCGGCCACUCACCGACUUCAUGGCCACUCUGCACAAAAACGGCGUCGAGGAGAAAAAGCUGGGCCGCUACGUGGCGUACACGGUGACCGGCGACCUGGUGACCUUCAAUAUUUCGUUCCCCGAGGAGGGCCAGUACGGUCUGGAUGUGUACACACGCGAGGGCCAGAGCACCGAGGGCGAAAAACACCUGCUGACCCACUGCUGCAAGUACCUCAUCAACUCCUCCAAGAGGAAUUAAAAAAUUACGAGAAAAAUAAACAAUUUAAAAUUAAUUACGAAAUUUACGAAUAAAACGAGAAAAACACCGGAAACCAACUAAAAAGCGUAAAAGUAAAAAUAAAAAAGUGAAGAAGAGAAAUAAAAACUGACAACGAUGACCGACCACUAACACACCCCUACUCUAUUGCGAUAUAUAUUUUUUGUAAAAUAAUAGCUUUCUACAUUGCUUAUCAUUGUUUAUUAUGAUGAAUAAAGAGUCUAAUUUUAUUUAACGGCACAAAUAAACAAACGUGUAUAUCUACCGA